Messenger RNA from Periophthalmus magnuspinnatus, 4764 nucleotides. Its product is annotated as tensin-2-like. Gene Ontology annotation, biological process: peptidyl-tyrosine dephosphorylation. The transcript has 30 exons. Gene Ontology annotation, molecular function: protein tyrosine phosphatase activity; protein binding. The record is from RefSeq and is a predicted model, not a curated record. NCBI's taxonomy places the organism in Eukaryota, Metazoa, Chordata, Actinopteri, Gobiiformes, Gobiidae. The coding region runs from base 62 to 4396 and encodes 1444 amino acids.
GCAAACAUCGCUCCAGUGACUAGAGUUUUGUUUUAUUUUGUGGAACUUUGCGGAGGAGACAAUGGGCUGUGUCCAUAGCAACGUGAAGAUGCAGAAGCUCAAGGAGGUUGGAGGAAGUCCCAUCAAAACCAAGUCUGAGGUCCACCCAGAGAUCCUGGAGCUGAACGAGUUGGCGUCGUCGGGGAAACACAGCUUCACUGAGACAAGCUUCAGGAGACAAAUCUGUGAUGUGUGCAGAAAGAACAUCACACGGACCGGGAACAUGUGCACAGAUUGUAAAGUGGCAGUGCACAAGACAUGUCAGUCCAAGGUGUUGCCAUCCUGCUUGUCAGCUCUUGACCAGCUUGGCUCCAGCAGCAAAUCUCUGUCUCUGAAAAAAAGAGGCUCUCUCCCGAGGAGCAGGAGUGUGGAGCGGGUGAUGGAGCACAGAUAUGACUUUGACCUGACCUACAUCACUGAGAGAAUCAUCUGUGUGUUUUUCCCGGAGCUGGACGAGCCGCAGUACCACCACAACAUCCAAGAGGUGGCGCUGAUGCUCAAGAACAAGCACCAUGACAAGUUCCUGCUUUUAAAUUUAUCAGAGAAAAGGCAUGACAUCUGCAAACUCCACCCAAAGGUGCAGGAUUUUGGCUGGCCCGACCUCCACGCGCCGCCUCUAGACCGGAUCUGUUCCGUGUGCAAAGCCAUGGAUAGCUGGCUGUGCCAAGACCCUCAGAAUGUGGUAGUACUGCACUGCAAGGGAAACCGGGGGAAGAGUGGCGUGAUGGUGGCGGCGUACAUGCACUACAGCAGAAUCUCUGCAGGGGAGGACCAGGCUCUCUCCACUUUGGCCAUGAGGAAGUUUUGUGAAGAUAAAGUCUCGUCUUCUCUGCAGCCAUCUCAGAACAGAUAUAUCUACUACUUUGGUGGUCUGCUCUCGGGUCACAUUCAGAUGAACACUAGUCCUUUGUUCCUGCAGCAGAUUGUGAUUCCAUCUCUUCUGGACUUUGAGCCUGGAGGAGGUUUCCAUCCAUUUGUGAAGAUCUAUCAGUGUCUUCAGCUGGUACACACGUCUGCGCUCUAUGACCCCCAGAACUCCAGGUCGAGGACUCUGUGUGUGAGCCUGGACACACCUCUGCUGCUCAAAGGAGACAUCAUGGUGAAGUGCUUCCACAGACGCAGUACUGCAGAGAGAGAAGAAGUGUUCAGAGUGCAGUUUCACUCCUGCGCUGUACAUGGAGCCCAGCUGUGGUUCAGGAAGUCCGACCUGGACCACGCCUGCAAUGACAGCAGGUUUCCAGCCGACGCAACAGUGGAGUUUCUCUUCUCAAACGGACCAGAGAAAAUCAAAGGUCGCGAGUGUCGUAAAAAUGACUCGUGUGUGAGAGUGAACAGUGACGUGUCUGACCCCGUCAUGAGAUGGGACUCUUAUGAAAACUUCAACCUGCACCACGAAGACAGUGUGGAGAACAUCUCUCACACUCGCGGCCCUCUCGACGGCAGCCUUUACGCUCAGGUCCGGAAACGCCGCGGCCCUGGCUCCGUCCCCAAAUCCUCUUCCAACAAUGAGGUUCUCAGAAAUGGCCCGACGGUGAGGUCACCCCCCAGCGUGCCCCGCCCACUCCCCUCUAUACCAGUCGAAGAACCGGACCCUCCGAACCAAUCGACUCCCCUUGAUGAGAAGAAGGCGAAGGAUCGAGAGACUGCCAUUUUGGACGAUGCCGAAACCAGAAAAGAUCACUCCUGCUGUUCUCAAAAUGUCCAUAAGAGCGCGCCACGUGAGACAGAGCUGUGCCUCGUUAGUUCACACUGUCAUAACCGUUGUAACUGUGUGAAGAACAAACCAAAGAGCCAAACGCUGCCUGCGCUCGUGUCCAAAUCCACCUCUCCUCCUCCGGCUCCACAGCUGUCCACUUCUCAGAUAGAGCUAUACCAUCGUCACACUGCGCUCAAGCUCCCAGAUCUACAAAUCCAACACCCCUCUCCGUCUCCUCUCGCUCCUCUGGCUCCCCUGGCUCCCCUGGCUCCUCUGGCUCUGAACCAGCCAUGCAUGUACCAGCCGUGUUUCCAGUGUCCGCAAACUGAGCAUCGUCACAAUCACAUUUUGAAUAACUCGUCCAGACUCUGCUCUGGUUCAGAUUUCCAGCUGUACUUGCCGAGCCAUAGUCCAUCAACGCACCUGUCCCAGCCCACCCUCACCUCGGGCCCGUAUCGAGAGCUCAUCAUCGGGUCCACACAUCCACUCUGCCCCUGUAGAGACUGCUCCUCCAGGGGACCAAUCAGGACAUUCCACGCCAUGCACACGGACCAAUCAGAGGGCUCGCAGUGGUCACAUGGCUCCAGACAGAGGGAGCUGUGGGAGAGUUCAUGGCAGAGGGAGGCGGAGUUCUGGUCGUACCAUAAGCCACAAGCCUUUCACUCGUGCCCAGCAACGGUGAGCCCGAGCCCGACCUUAGACCAGCGGAGCUUCCUCUGUGGAGCUCCGGGACUCACCCAGGCCUUCACCAGUCCACAGUCCCAGAACGAUGUGAGGGAGGAGGGCAGAGGCGAGUACCACGUUCCCCCUCAGCUGGAGCCACGUCUCUCCUGCCCUCCUGCGCCGGCGGCCAUUUUGAGAACCGCAGACAGCCCUGGGAGCAGAGGGCAUGUGUCAGGGUCCCCCCUCCCUGCGGGUAUCCCCUCCCCAAAGAGAGCAUCCCUACCCCACGACCACCCUGGGACCUCUGACCAGCACCACACCGGGACCUCUGACCAGCACCACCCCGGCACCUCUGACCAGCGCACAGACUCGACUGGAGCCGAGCGUGAGGACCAGAUGUCUCCAGAGUCUGAACAUGACUACACAGUAAUCAGCAACAGUCCCACCCACCACAGUGUGACUCCAGACCUGACCACAGCCCAAAGCCUAGAGUCCACCCUGAGCCCAGAGUCCAACCUGAACAACACCAUCACUGUACUCUGCUCCCAUGUCCCCCCAAACCCAUCCAGGACCCCAGACCCUGCCUCUGGACCUGGACUACAAGUCCAGGUCCAGAUCAACGGCUCCGCUUUACCAAACCCACCUGACAGCGGCCAUUUUGUGAGCAUGAACACGUCCCCUAGCCCAACCUCCUCCCUCUCCUCUCCCUCUUCCCCUGAACCAUCCCCACUCCGCUCCUCCCUCUCCACAGACCAGAGUCUAACCCCAGAUCUGAUGGAGCCCAAGCCGCCCUCUCCUGUCCCCGAUGGGUAUAACACGCCCACGUUUCCCCUGGCGUCGUACUACUACCCCCUCCUCAAUGUGCCGCAUGUGCCCUACACCGGGUACACCGCGGUCACCAUACCCACCCAGCCGCUUCUGCCCCAGAAGAAGAGAGGAGCCAGCCAAUCAGGAGCCAGCCAAUCAGGAGCCAGCCAAUCAGGAGCCAGCCAAUCAGGAGCCAGCCAGUCAGGAGCUGCCAGCGGGCAUGACUCUCUGCACAGGGUAACCUCGGCUCCUGUCCCCAGCCUCAGUGCCUCAUUCCUGGGCAGCAGGGAGCAGAGGAGGGGCUCGGCUCAGGUGGAGGGGGACAUCAGGGUCAAUGCAAAGUUUGUCCAGGACAGUUCUAAGUUCUGGUACAAACCGGGAAUCUCCAGGGACCAAGCCAUCGCGGUGCUGAAGGAGAAGGAGCCGGGGUCCUUCCUGAUCCGUGACAGUAACUCCUUCCAGGGUGCGUACGGACUGGCCCUCAAAGUGGAGACAGCGCCCCCUAAUGCCAACCUCACAACGAAUAAAGGGGACGCUCUGGAGCAACUGGUCAGACACUUCCUGAUCGAGACGGGGCCCAGAGGAGUCAAGAUCAAAGGCUGCCAAAACGAGGCCUACUUCGGAAGUCUGUCUGCUCUGGUAUUCCAGCACUCGAUCACCCCUGUGUCUCUGCCCUGUGCCCUCCGCAUCCCAGAAAAAGAUCUGGUGGGAGAGCUUCAGGAGCUGCAGAGUGUGAGCAGCACCAGCACCGCAGCCAGUCUCCUUAGACAAGGAGCAGCGUGUAAUGUGCUGUACUUGAACUCUGUGGAGACUGAGUCGCUGACUGGUCCGGAGGCAGUUUCCAAGGCAACCAAAGUGACUCUGUCAUUGAUCCCGCGUCCCGUGGCAACUGUGGUCCACUUCAAAGUGUCUGCGCAGGGCAUCACUCUGACAGACAGCAAACGCAGGCUGUUCUUCAGACGACAUUAUCCAAUCAACACAGUGACCUUCAGCAGCCUGGACCCUCACGAUAAAAGAUGGACUCACUCUGAGCGCACGUCCUGCAAGAUGUUUGGUUUUGUGGCUCGCCGGACAGACAGCUCCUCUGGAAACGUGUGUCACCUGUUUGCUGAGAUCGACCCUGAGCAGCCCGCCUCCGCCAUCGUCAACUUCAUCAACAAAGUCAUGCUCGCGCCACAUCUGCGCAGAUAGAGCCACGUCUGAGAUGAUAAAGUCCACCGCUGCGCAAAUAGACCCACAUCUACGUAGCUAGAGCCACAUCUGUGCAAAUAAAGUCCACAUCUGCUCAGAUAAAGUCCACAUCUGCACAAAUAGAGCCACAUCUGUGCAAAUAAAGUCCACAUCUGCACAAAUAGAGCCACAUCUGUGCAGAUUAAGUCAACAUCUGCUCAGAUAAAGUCCACAUCUGCUCAGAUAAAGUUCACAUCUGCACAGAUAAAGUCCACAUCUGCACAAACAGAGCCACAUCUGUGCAAAUAAAGUCCACAUCUGCUCAGAUAAAGUCCAUAUCUGCACAAAUAGAGCCACAUCUGUGCAAAUAAAGUCCACAUCUGCACAAA